GCGGGUAGUGCGCAGGGGUUUGCGAUGGCCAAGCACACCGUGCCGUUGGCGCGUUUCUGCAAGGUGGACGUGGAUGAGUACGACAAGAACAACUUCGUGGACGAGGAGGACGGUGGUGACGGGCAGGCGGGACCCGACGAGGGCGAGAUGGACUCAUGCCUGCUGCAAGGAAACAUGACGGUGGCCCUGCAGGCAGCUCUGAAGAACCUGCCCAUCAACGCCAAAAGCCAGGCGGCCAAGGACCAGGCGGGCAACAUCGUCUUGAAGGUGCUGGUGUCCUUCAAAGUCACUGACAUCGAGAAGGUAGUGCAGUUGCUGGACAGGAGCAGCGUGGACCUGCUGAUGAAGUACAUCUACAAGUACUUCGAGAGCCCGUCCGACAACUGCAGUGGCGUCCUGCUGCAGUGGCACAAGAAGGCGCUGGCCACGGGGGGCGUGGGCUCCAUCCUGCGGGUCCUCACCACCAGGAAAACGGUGUGA
This is a messenger RNA of Sorex fumeus (smoky shrew), 480 nucleotides long. Its product is annotated as actin-related protein 2/3 complex subunit 5-like. Gene Ontology annotation, biological process: cell migration; regulation of actin filament polymerization; Arp2/3 complex-mediated actin nucleation. NCBI's taxonomy places the organism in Eukaryota, Metazoa, Chordata, Mammalia, Eulipotyphla, Soricidae. The transcript has a single exon. Gene Ontology annotation, cellular component: Arp2/3 protein complex; cytoplasm; actin cytoskeleton. Bases 25 to 480 code for a protein of 151 amino acids. Gene Ontology annotation, molecular function: actin filament binding. The record is from RefSeq and is a predicted model, not a curated record.